CUCUGUGGUUGUUCCUCCUGCUCGGCCCCGGGAGCGAUGGCGGGGCCGGGGCCGGGCCCGGGGCGGACCCCCAAGCCCCCCGUGCAGGUGUCUGUCAUUGUGCCUGUUUACAACAGUGAAUGCUGGUUAGAUGAAUGCUUAAAGUCAGUUUGGGAACAAGAUUUUGAAGGAACCCUGGAGCUGUCAAUUUUUAAUGAUGCCAGUAAGGAUGGGUCAGCUGAAAUAAUUGAAAAAUGGAAGAUCAAGUUGGAAGAAGUUGGGAUUCCAGUAAUCAUUGGGAGUAAUGAUUCAUCUGAACCUCGAGGUGUUGGAUUUGCUAAAAAUCAAGCAGUAAUUCAGAGCUCAGGAGCCUAUCUCUGCUUUCUGGAUUCAGAUGAUGUGAUGAUGCCACAGCGGGUUAGGCUGCAGCACCAAGUUGCCAUUCAACACCCAAACAGUAUUGUUGGUUGCCAAGUCAGAAGAGAGCCACUGGACUCCACUGAACGAUACACUCGCUGGAUCAAUAACCUGACCCAGGAGCAACUUCUCACACAGGUGUUCACCUCCCACGGACCCACUGUGAUCAUGCCAACCUGGUUCUGUUCUCGAGAGUGGUUUUUUCACGUGGGAAAAUUUGAUGAGGGGGGAAAGGGGGUCCCAGAAGAUCUGCUGUUUUUUUAUGACCAUAUCCAGAAGGGUGGUGGAGUCUUCCGAGUGAACCGUUGCCUCCUGCUCUACCGGUACCACCCACAGGCUGCGACUCAUUCUGUCCUGGAGGGAACCAUCUGGAACCACCGAGUCAGAUUCCUUGAGGACAGAGUCCUGAACUCCUGGACAUCAUUCACCAUUUGGAAUGCUGGCAAGCAAGGCAAGAAGCUCUACAGAAGUUUGUCACCAGCUAAUAGGAAAAAGGUCAUUGCCUUUUGUGAUGUUGAUGAAAAGAAAAUAACAAAAGGAUUCUACACUUAUGAGGAAUCUGAGGAGAGACCAAAACCAAAGGUCCCUGUGUGUCACUUCAGAGAGGCUGCUCCACCUUUCAUCAUCUGUGUGAAGCUGGAUUUGACAGGUGGAGUGUUUGAAGCAAACCUGGGUAUGCUGAACCUGAAGGAAGGGAUGGAUUAUUAUCACUUUAACUAAACCCAAGGAAGGGCAGAGGAGCAGUGUCUGACCAUCUGUGCUGCAUCAUCUCCCUGCUGGGUGGUGUCUGAGAUGUCCCACUGCCAGCCUGGGGUGCUCCCAGGGAACGAGGCUGGAAGGGCUCAAGGCAGCAGCUUCGGCCACUCCACGUGUUCCGCUGCUGGCUCAGGACACCCCUCCUGGUGCACAGGGACACUUCCACGAGCAAACACCCCCCUGGAACAUAUUCCCACCUGUACCUUGGACACCAGCUGAGGUUUGGGCACUUUCAGGAGGUCACAGAGGCAGUUGCGUCUCUCCCUCACCACAGGCAGUUCUGCUUCCCUGGGGUAGGAAAGGUUUGCCAGUUAAUUCACAAAUUAAAACCUGAGGGUGCCCAUACUCAUAACACAACAUCUUAAGUGAUCCAUGUUACUACUGGAUUAUGAUGUUCUUUUCUGUACAUUUCAAAUUCUAGGAGUUUUCGUUCUGUCACAUUUUAAGAAUAAUGAAACAUUUUUGUACCAUCUUAAGCCAGAUAACCCAUAAAUACACACCAGGUCUGCAACAGGUAACCAGUUGCUACUUAAGUGUCCAAGACUAUUCUUUUAGAGUUUUAUAU
This is a messenger RNA of Corapipo altera (White-ruffed manakin), 1717 nucleotides long. It is a transcript of the gene B3GNTL1, whose product is annotated as UDP-GlcNAc:betaGal beta-1,3-N-acetylglucosaminyltransferase like 1. Bases 37 to 1116 code for a protein of 359 amino acids. The transcript is spliced from 13 exons. NCBI's taxonomy places the organism in Eukaryota, Metazoa, Chordata, Aves, Passeriformes, Pipridae. The record is from RefSeq and is a predicted model, not a curated record.